AUGUCCGACCUCUCGUUCUCUCCAGAGCCUGUCACCAGGAAGCGUAAAUCCACUGGUGCUAGCUCCACACAAGCUACCAAAAAGCCUCGCGGUCGCGGUAAAAAGUUACAGCCGGACUCAUACGAGGCGGCAAAAGGAUAUGUUGACUCUGUGCUUGCAGCUCCGGAGUCAUUUGACCUGCCCGAGGAUAGCGAGUCGAUUAGGGAUAUGAUGGCUACAAUUGCUCAGUAUGCAAAAAGCCUCGAGGGUUCCAUAGCAGUCGCUGGCCGCACAGGUCGAGAUGCACCUCUCCUAAAGACACCCACACAAAUUGAAGAAGAAGUAACGAGAAUCACGAAUCUCAUCAAUCGGGGCGUUAAGAAACUGAUGACCUGGAAACCCAGUUGUAAACACACCGGGUCCAGGUAUGUAUUUGACGGAGUAUGUCCUGAUUCUCGCGUCUUUGGCGCGAUAUUCGGCUUGGAUGGUCCUCCAACCUGGAAGACGAAAAAAUUCACCUAUCACGAGUUCGAGAAGUUCGUUGGAAGAGUCGAAGGUCGUGCGCGAUAUUCAUCUCUCGUACUCACGAGCGAUGUCAAUGUGCGCUACAACCCCGAAACCGGCGAAUUCAAAGUGAGCGGAAGUUAUGGGGAUGCUCGAAUGAGAUCCGCCCGGUCAGAAGUAGCGCACGCUCCCUUGAUGUUGAACACAGUGGCUGCAUUUGGUGACUCUGGAUGA
Rhizoctonia solani is the source of this 717-nucleotide messenger RNA. RefSeq lists its product as uncharacterized. The transcript is spliced from 3 exons. The record is from RefSeq and is a predicted model, not a curated record. NCBI's taxonomy places the organism in Eukaryota, Fungi, Basidiomycota, Agaricomycetes, Cantharellales, Ceratobasidiaceae. The coding region runs from base 1 to 717 and encodes 238 amino acids.